GGGCCUUCAGGCUUCAGGUACGCUCUCAGCUCCAUGUCUGUACGUAUUACCAUGUACGUAUUGGCCAAACAUGGACGGACGACUACUACCGCCGAUCGGUAUUCAUCAGUGACAGCCUGCCAGCUUCGCCGCUAGGGGGCGUGGCAGGGGCGCUAGUGGUGCUGAGUUUGCUCGUCCCCUGAGGGCCCUGACGCUAAUGUACCACCCGUCUGGGCCGUCUCGGGGCUUGGGACUGGACUGUUCUGGAUUCGACAGUGCUGGCCGAGAUUAAUAAUUAAUAGAGAGCAUGAACUAAGAACGCCACCAGAGUAUCCCCGAGUGAUCGUCGUCGACAUGGAGUCUGCGGCGUUGUGGGUGUACGGUACAUAACCCUACCUGGCCCCAUGCGGACCGGCUACGACGAGGUUUCGGGGUCCAGUCCUCUCACGCCAGACACUUGUUGAUAACUUGAUUGCGCUUGCGUCGCAGACACCCAGUCCAGACCUGACAAUGGCAAUCCGCAGCCGUGCCGACCAAAUCGCCGGCGUGGCGUACACGUUCCUCGUCAUGUCGACGAUUGCGACGUUGCUGCGAAUCUACUGCCGAGCUUGGGUGAUCAAGGCCUUUUCACUCGACGACUGGCUCGCCGUGGGCGCUCAGAUCCUGUUUAUUGUCUUCACGUCGUAUGAGCUUACGGGCGUCAGCUACGGCACAGGCCGCCAUGUCGCAGAUAUUGACCCAGAGCACCUUCCCAAGGCGAUGCAGAUGUGGUGGACGUGCGAGCCCCUCUACGUCUUGACCAACAUGUUCAUCAAGGCGAGCAUUGCCCUCUUCCUGCUCCGCAUCUGCGUGGAUAGGGUGCACAAGAUCAUCAUCUGGACCGUGACGGGCAUCACCGAGAUCUAUAGCUUGUUCUUCUUCCUCCUCUUCAUCCUGCAGUGCCGGCCCACCUCGCUCUUCUGGCUCCGCGUCACGGAGAACCCGCCUUCGGGCAGCUGCCUCGAUGCCAAGGUCGUCUCCGACGCCUUUUAUGGCUACUCGGCCAUUAGCUGCCUGACCGACUGGACCUACAGCAUCCUGCCCAUGUUUGUCGUCUGGAACCUCCAGAUGGACAGGAAGGUCAAGCUGUCCGUCGUGCUCAUUCUGGCCGCCGGCACCAUCGCCUCGGCGGCCACAAUUGUACGUUUCCCGUACCUCUACUCGUUGACGGAUAUCAACGACUUCCUCUACUCGACGUCCGACGUGGCCAUCUGGUCCACGGUCGAGACGGGCCUGGGCAUCACCGCCGCCGGCUUCGCCACACUCCGACCGCUGCUCCGACGCUUCUUUGGCGGCUCCUCCGCGCACGACACCCCCGGAGACCCCUCGGCCGGCCCGUGGCACCGCACGGGGAGCGGACAUCCCAGUGACGCCUACGGCCGCGGCCUCAGCAGCAGGAAGGGCCAGGAGGGCUACGAGCUGCGGGACAACAACCCCAGCGGCAAGGACUACGGGGUCACCACCGUCAUCCGGCACGGCGAGCAGUUUGCCGACGUCGACACGGAGAGCCAGAAGAAUACCGGCUUGGACGAUCUGGACUCGGAUCCCCACGAGUGGAGUGGCAGUGACCAGGAUCUCACCAACAUGGAGCAGAAAAGGCGGGCUGGGCAGGCGUGGAACAUUACCGUGGAAAAGUCCGUCGUCCAGACGCGGAACUAAUAAACUAGCACUCGCGUAAUCAACCAAUGGUCCAAAAGCCUCGACUCUUGGAUAUAAAUAUUAUAUAAUUACCACUUGA
This is a messenger RNA of Emericellopsis atlantica, 1756 nucleotides long. RefSeq lists its product as uncharacterized. The transcript has 4 exons. NCBI's taxonomy places the organism in Eukaryota, Fungi, Ascomycota, Sordariomycetes, Hypocreales, Bionectriaceae. The record is from RefSeq and is a predicted model, not a curated record. Bases 490 to 1677 code for a protein of 395 amino acids.